AUGUCUACAAAAACCACUGGGGAGGACCACCCGGUCGAUCCUUUACAACCUAAGCGCAUCACCACAGCUCCAGUGCUGCGAAUAAUCCCUCCUUUGAACUUCUGUCCGGUUGAAAAACAGCUCUACCGAUCCGGCCAGCCGCUGGUGAUAAACCAGUCUUUUUUACAAGAAUUGAACCUUAAAACCAUCAUUUGGCUUGCGAGUGAAGAGCCUGCUGAGGAGUUUUUGGACUACUGCUCCCGGCUGAACAUCAACAUUGAGUUUGUUGGUAUGAUUAACGAUUACAACUAUUCUAAUAUAAAUCCAUGGGACCUGUUGGAUGAAAGAACAAUUAAAAACGCUUUAGAGCUAAUGUGCAAUAAGGAUAACUAUCCGCUUCUAGUUUGUUGUGGCAUGGGACGCCACAGAACCGGUGCUGUCAUUGGGUGCUUGAGGAGACUACAGGGAUGGAACUUGGCAAGCGUGUCGGAAGAGUAUAGAAGGUUUGCGGGAGCAAGAGGUGGUAGAAUUUUGGUUGAGCUUCUAAUAGAGAGCUUUGAUGUUCUGACUGUGGAAGUGGAGCCGCUGAAGCUUCCUGAUUUCUUGAGGUAG
Candidozyma haemuli is the source of this 591-nucleotide messenger RNA. It is a transcript of the gene OCA1, whose product is annotated as putative tyrosine protein phosphatase. Lineage: Eukaryota; Fungi; Ascomycota; Pichiomycetes; Serinales; Metschnikowiaceae. The record is from RefSeq and is a predicted model, not a curated record. The coding region runs from base 1 to 591 and encodes 196 amino acids. Gene Ontology annotation, molecular function: phosphatase activity. Gene Ontology annotation, biological process: protein dephosphorylation. The transcript has a single exon.